GUUUAUGUCCUCGCUCAACCAACCCCUAUCGUUUUAAUGUAAAGCUGGUAGUGUCCGGGUGUACGGUAGAAAGAAUCCGCUGUAAAGAACCCGGUUCGCUUGCAUCGGUGCCUCCAACUUGAAUAUUCUCUGCGUCGGAGAGACUCCGCAGCCAAAUUACGCAUGGAAUGGUUUUGGGGGGAUUGGAGUAGAAAUGCAGCGCCGCACUUCCAGCCCACAACAAGAACCAUGCUCAGUUUACAUUGCAAGCAAAUUUAUGACAUCCUGUUUAAUCCAUUACGACUUUGAUAUGAGUGAAAUUUGCUCGGAUACCGACAAGGAGUGAACAGAAUACACAAAGCGUACAAGCUAAAGGACGGUGUUUUUGCUGCAGACCCUUGUGAACCGAAAACCUCUGCAUUUAGGAUUUUAUUUUUUUUGAUGGAGCUGGAGAACAUAGUAGCCAACACUGUACUGCUAAAAGCGAGAGAGGGUGGAGGAGGAAAGCGGAAAGGGAGGAGCAAAAAAUGGAGGGAGAUCCUUCGCUUCCCCCAUAUAAGCCAGUGCACUGAGCUAGGAAACUCCAUCGACAGGGACUAUGUCAGCAUCUGUGAGAAACAGCCUAUUGGGCGGCUUCUGUUCCGUCUUUACUGUGACACCAGACCUAAACUGCAACGAUGCAUUCAGCUACUGGACGCAAUGGAAGACUAUGAGGUGACGCCUGAUGAGAAAAGGAAAUGCAGAGGGGACCAGAUCGUCAAGACUUUCCUCUCAAAAGAAUCCCCUCAGCGUGUAGACAUAGCGGAGGAUUUCGCAGAAGAGUGCCGUGAAAACCUUGAGCUCAGUCCAUGUAAGGAGAUCUUUAACAACUGCUGCAAGGUCCUGCAUGACUACCUGAGUGGAGCUCCGUUCUUGGACUACCAGAACAGCAUGUACUUUGACCGAUUCCUGCAGUGGAAGAUGCUGGAGAGGCAACCAAUCACUAAAGACACGUUCAGGCAGUACCGAGUACUGGGGAAGGGGGGAUUUGGAGAGGUUUGUGCCUGCCAGGUCAGAGCUACAGGGAAGAUGUAUGCCUGCAAGAAGCUGGAGAAGAAGAGGAUAAAGAAGAGGAAAGGGGAGUCCAUGGCUCUCAACGAGAAGCAGAUUUUAGAGAAAGUCAACAGCAGAUUUGUUGUGAGCUUAGCAUAUGCAUAUGAGACCAAAGACGCUUUGUGUCUGGUGCUGACCAUCAUGAACGGGGGAGAUCUUAAGUUUCACACCUACAACAUGGGAACACCGGGCUUCGAGAAAGACAGGGUCCAGUUUUAUGCUGCUCAAAUAUGCUGUGGACUGGAUCAUUUGCACAAGGAAUCCAUUGUCUACAGGGAUUUGAAACCAGAGAAUAUCCUUUUAGAUGACAAUGGUGAGACACAUCCGUAUUCUGACCUGGGGCUGGCCAUCAAAGUGCCUGAAGGAGAACUCAUCAGAGGCAGGGUGGGGACUGUAGGCUACAUGGCUCCGGAAGUUGUAAACAAUGAGAAGUACGCGAUGAGUCCUGAUUGGUGGGGGCUGGGCUGUCUCGUUUACGAGAUGACCGCCGGGCGAUCGCCUUUUCGCGCCCGCAAAGAACGAGUGAAACGAGAGGAGGUGGAGAGGAGGGUGCAGGAGGAAGAGGAGGAGUACAACGACAAAUUUACAGAGGACACAAAGGCCAUCUGUAGAAUGCUGCUGACCAAAGACCCUAAGCAGAGGCUGGGGUGCCUGGCGGACGCAGCAGCGGACGUCAAGGCCCAUCCGUUCUUCAAAAAAAUCAACUUCAAGAGGCUGGAGGCUGGAAUAGUGGAGCCACCCUUUGUGCCUGAUCCUCGGGCAGUGUACUGUAAGGACGUUUUGGACAUAGAGCAGUUCUCCACAGUCAAGGGAGUAAAUUUGGACCAAACUGACAAUGACUUCUACUCCAAAUUUACUACAGGCAGUGUUUCCAUCCCAUGGCAGAAUGAGAUGAUAGAAACUGAGUGUUUCAGAGAUUUGAAUGUGUUUGGGCCUCAAGGGACGAGACCUCCAGAUCUGGACUGGAGUCAGCCGCCAGAGCCGCCCAGACGCAGCCUGCUGGACAGGAUCUUCAGGAGGCAUCACCCAGAGGUGCCUAUUUCCCACAGCCGUGUGCAGUCUUCCAGUGUAAACUCUGUGGACUCCAUGUCCAACUCUGCCCCCUAGUGGCGACAGUGUGGGAGCCACACACACACAAAGGGAAGGAGCUCCGAGGGGUUUCCCCGCUGCUGAUUGGUCCACAGUCCCGGGCCUGAGCAGCAGCCGGAGACAGCCUGUCUAAAAGCCUAAACGGUCAGCCCAUGGGUGGGGGGUGGGGGGGUGGGGGGGGAGUUGUGACCAGGCCCUAAGACCCGGGGCAUUUGUAGUGGGAUGGUCUAUGUUGCGAAGACGUUUGGAAAUAUUUGGACAAACUUUACUUACCCUCAGGAUUGUUGGACUAAUAGAACAGAGCCACUGAUGCUUAUGGAAACAGAAAAGGAUAGAAACAUGCUUAUAUUCAGGGGAUCCACUGUAUAAUAAAGACCACCACAGGGAGUAGACGAUGGCGUCUUGGUGAAUUUUUUUGUUUUUCCAGAAAAGGAAUUUCUUUUCCAUUUCUUUUCAAUUAUUUUACUUUCUGGCCUGUAUCUUGUAUCUCUCCAUCUACCUACACGCUUCUCUUACUCGAUAACUUAUUUCUCUCUGCAUUUCCACCUCCCAUACCUCAGAUCACUCCUAAACAUUCAGAACACAUCACCUCAACAAACCUCAACACAUAAUGUACAUUGCCUUGCGUACACUCAGGCCAAAGAUUACAGUUAAGUUUCGUGAUACUGUUGUCAUGUUGAUUUAUUGUUUGUUGUUUUUCUGCCGUCAUUUAGAACCACAAAAGGAUCACAACAGGCGAUCCAUUUUUUCUACACUUUCUCUCUAUUUAUGAGCCUGCAGACAUAUCAUAUUGCUUAAAGCACACAUACAUACAGUUCAUACAUACACAAUCAGAUAGACGUACACAGACAGACUUGUGAGAAUCGUGUUGUGUUUUCAAUGCAUGGACAAAGUGUAAGUAUGGACCGCUGUAUCCCUUUCGCUUCUGCAUACCUCAUUCCACUGAUGUUACCAUCGUAUAACGUACAACACAGACGUCUCCCUGGGUUUACAGUGUCACUUUAUAUUUGACAUUAUGUGGAAACGAAUUAAUAUGCUGUACAGAAACCGAAAUCUCUUCUUUCGUUGUUUUUUUUUGCUCAUCUUUUUCUGCACAGUCCCCAUGGAGUGGAGAGGAGCAUGCACUACAAGUUGCACAAUUUAAAACGUCAUGCUGUUUAUUCAUCAAAUGUAUUUACCUCUGAACAUUAAGGCACAUUGUUGUAUUGAUAUUGUCACGCACCGCUUGUUUUCUACAUUCAAAUCUGAAGUGUUCUUGCUCUCCCUUAUGCCUUUUCCAUUUAUAGGAUAUUGCUGCAUACCCCUUCUUGUCACAUGUAAAGGUUUUCUAUAUUUUGCCCCUUUACACUUAACAUGCUCCUCAAAAUGCCUCACAAAUCUAAAGGGCCUUCCUCUUGAUACACACAGGGUAUCAACAGCUAUUUGAAAGGAUAGUCUCAUCUGAAUAGGUUAUUCUCAUCUGAAUUGUAAUUGUCAUCAGUUAUCCCUUUAAUGGUCUUCCAAACUGGUUAAAAGAGAAAAUCAAGCUCUAUUUGGUUGCUAGAGCCCCCCGCCCCCCCCUCCCCAAGCAUAUGUGUUUUUUGUAGUGAUUUUUUCAUGACUUUUUCGAUUAUUUGGUAGAAGGUUACUGGUUUUAAACUGUUUCCAUUAUAAAAAAUCAGUUAUUUCACUGAAAAAGUGUUGUAAUAUAUCAGUAUAAUGUUUUAACUUUUACCCUCACUCAAUUAAGAAAAACAGAUUGACCGAAUCGGAUAUCGUUUUUGGUUUAAAUUAGUUUUCGUGUUGGACCAUUAAAGGGUUAAUCUAAGUAAUUUAUGUCAGAUCUAAGGAGUAGAAGACACCAUAUGAUCCUGUAAACACCACACAAAGAAGUGGCCUUCUCGCAGCAGCACACACAUUUAAAAGAGAGGAACACCUCACUCUUCUGCUUGUUUUGAGGAUAUGGUAUCUUGGCUAUUUGAAGUAGUGAAAGCUGGUCCAUGCAGUAAUUUUAAUCCCCCUAACAGAUCUCACCCAGGCCUGUUUUUCUCUGCGUACUUGAUAUGAAAACAAUUAAUCUGAAUCAGACUGAAGUGCCUCCUUGUUAGCAUGAUCUCCCAGACAAUGCCCACACAGACAUCAGCACUUGUGUAUUCUCUGACUGUCAUGCUCUGUUUGUUUCGAUGGGAACGCGUCAACAGAAACACACACACACACACACACAGACUUGCAUAGUUUUUUUAGAAGUGGAGGGAAGGAGGGGUGUCAAUUCUUAAUGUGAUGUACAGCAAAGUGCUGAGUGCAUGUGAAAGCCAAAUCCACUGUGUCCUAUAGUCCCAAUAAACUCUGUGCUAUAGUUUGAGUAUCCA
This is a messenger RNA of Eleginops maclovinus (Patagonian blennie), 4508 nucleotides long. RefSeq names its product G protein-coupled receptor kinase 5 like (gene grk5l). The record is from RefSeq and is a predicted model, not a curated record. Gene Ontology annotation, biological process: regulation of signal transduction; protein phosphorylation; signal transduction. The coding region runs from base 421 to 2178 and encodes 585 amino acids. The transcript has 16 exons. Gene Ontology annotation, cellular component: cytoplasm. NCBI's taxonomy places the organism in Eukaryota, Metazoa, Chordata, Actinopteri, Perciformes, Eleginopidae. Gene Ontology annotation, molecular function: ATP binding; G protein-coupled receptor kinase activity.